This is a messenger RNA of Haliaeetus leucocephalus (bald eagle), 1446 nucleotides long. It is a transcript of the gene NIPAL2, whose product is annotated as NIPA-like domain containing 2. Gene Ontology annotation, cellular component: membrane. The coding region runs from base 1 to 1446 and encodes 481 amino acids. Lineage: Eukaryota; Metazoa; Chordata; Aves; Accipitriformes; Accipitridae. Gene Ontology annotation, biological process: magnesium ion transport. The transcript is spliced from 13 exons. The record is from RefSeq and is a predicted model, not a curated record. Gene Ontology annotation, molecular function: magnesium ion transmembrane transporter activity.
AUGGGCAUCCUCCCUGUUUCGGAGUGGGCAUCCUGGAACACAUCGUUUGGGGGGCCAGGCACCGGGAGCGUGCCCCUCUCCGGCCUCUGGUACAGCACACACAAGAAGGAACCCUGUGAUGCAGAGGCCUAUGGUGAAUGCAGGGUCUGGACCAUGAUGAGUGCAAGGUUUGGAGGAAACCCCUCCACAUGUGGAAGCAAUGACUUACAGCAAAGCAAAUGCUGGUUCCUUGGACAUGGCUUCUUCAUGCUGGUUGAGAACCAAAUCAGCUUCAUGGGAGCUAAAAACUCCAUCAGAGUCUUAGCUAACAUGUCCGAUGACUUAACUGUCAUCCUGCUCAAAACAAAGUCAUCUUGCCAGCUGAUAUGGAUUGCACUUGAAGCCUUUUUCCUCAGCAGCCAAGGAUAUCUCCACUGGAGAGAAGUUCCUGUGAAAAACAACCAGAAUACUGAACUCUUGGGAGUUAUACUUGCUGCUGCUUCAAAUUUUCUGAUUAGUGUCUCUUUGAAUAUACAGAAAUGCGCUCAUCUCCGACUGGCUUGUGAAACAGAGCCGAAGCCCUACUACACAAGCAAGCUAUGGUGGUGUGGGAUUACCCUCCUGGGGCUUGGAGAGGUGGGCAAUGUCACAGCCUACGGAUUUGCCCCCAUUGCCCUUGUUGCUCCACUGGGAUGUGUAUCUGUCAUAGGUAGUGCAUUUAUUUCUGUCUUAUUCCUAAAGAAGACCAUGAGGGCUGCUGAUAUAUUGGGAGGAACACUGACAGUAACUGGGACAUACUUGUUGGUGACAUUUGCUCCAAGUGUACCCCAAGAGCUCACAGCAAGACGAGUACAGAAUUACUUAGUGAGCUGGCCUUUUUUGGUAUAUUUGAUUUUAGAAAUUAUAAUAUUCUGCAUUCUCCUCUAUUUUUACAAAAGAAAGGCUGUGAAACACAUCGUGGUUCUGUUAAUGAUGGUAGCACUACUGGCAUCACUGACUGUCAUUGCUGUAAAGGCUGUGGCCAGCAUGAUAACACUCUCUGUGAAGGGGAAAAUGCAGCUAACUUAUCCCAUUUUCUAUAUCAUGAUUGUUUUAAUGGCAACUUCUUGUGCUUUCCAAGUCAAGUUCUUGAAUCAAGCGACGCAUCUGUAUGAAGUGACAGCAGUUGUGCCCAUUAAUUUUGUGUUCUUCACCACCAGUGCCAUCAUUUCAGGGGUCAUAUUUUAUCGGGAAUUCCAAAGUGCAGCUUUGCUGAAUGUGUUCAUGUUUCUGUUCGGGUGUCUCCUAUCUUUCCUUGGUGUAUUUGUAAUUGCAAGAAAUAAAAAAGAGGAGCAUUUACAAAUUCCUUUUAUUGACUGUGGACAUAUUCCUGGACAAAAAUUGACAGGCAAAAUACAACCAGAUUCUCACAGUUCGUGCUAUGGCACUUUGAAUAAUGAAGACGACUCGGUGAAAAGCCAAAGCUGA